Messenger RNA from Bactrocera tryoni, 654 nucleotides. RefSeq lists its product as uncharacterized. The coding region runs from base 246 to 593 and encodes 115 amino acids. The transcript is spliced from 2 exons. The record is from RefSeq and is a predicted model, not a curated record. Lineage: Eukaryota; Metazoa; Arthropoda; Insecta; Diptera; Tephritidae.
UCCCACUGCGAACAACAGUGAUGAUGAAAAUUUAGAUAUUGGACAAAUGACGACUAUAUGUCGAUAUUGCAAUGCGUUGAAGUUCAAAAGAGACACGGCUGGAUUGUGCUGCGCAAGUGGAAAAGUCAAACCAUCCGGAUCCAUUGCUUACACCACCACAGCCACUGAAACCAUUGUUUGAUGGAAGUGAUCCCGAUUCUAGCCAUUUUCUUCAACACAUCCUUGAAUACAAUAACUGCUUUCGCAUGACUUCCUUUGGAGCUAAUAUCAUUCGAGAAGACGGAUUCAUGCCCACUUGCAAGAUACAAGGACAAAUAUAUCAUUUGCAUGGUUCAAUGGUGCCAAGACCAGAUGAACCGCAUCAAUUUUUGCAAAUAUAUUUUAUUUCGUCGAUGGUGGAUCAGCUGAAUGUGCGGUGCAAUAUACAGGGAACACAGCAGUUAAAGAGACGAAUUAUUGAACAGUUACAAGCAUUUUUUCACACUAAUAAUGCUGUGGUUAAUAUGUUCAAAACGGUGGGGUGCAAUAACGUCACUAUGACUUUAUUUCCAAUUGGAAUGGAAAUAAAGGCACUGGCCAUUAUUUCCAAUUGAAAUGGAAAUAAGAACACAUUAAAAUGGACUGUAAAUGAGAAAUAAAGACACAUUCCACAUA